Apus apus (common swift) is the source of this 5385-nucleotide messenger RNA. RefSeq names its product TOG array regulator of axonemal microtubules 1 (gene TOGARAM1). The coding region runs from base 18 to 4691 and encodes 1557 amino acids. The transcript has 21 exons. Gene Ontology annotation, biological process: microtubule cytoskeleton organization. Gene Ontology annotation, cellular component: cilium; cytoplasmic microtubule. Lineage: Eukaryota; Metazoa; Chordata; Aves; Apodiformes; Apodidae. The record is from RefSeq and is a predicted model, not a curated record. Gene Ontology annotation, molecular function: microtubule binding.
GGGUCGCGCGCCGCCCGAUGGCCGCGGCGCUGGGGCCGCCCGGCCCCGCCAUGGAGCGGCCGCCGGGCCGGGGCCUCCUGCCGGGCCUGCGCCCAGCCCCGGGCGCCGGGCGAGCGGCGGCACAGCCCGGCCGAGCCGCCGAGCCGCCCUGGGGGUUCGGCCGCACCCCCCGCCCGCCCACCUACUCCCUCCCGCCGUCGCCCGCCGGCCGCCGCGGCCUGGAUGAGCUGUCCCGCAGCCUGGCCUGGCCGCUGGGCGGCCCCGCGCCCGCCGGGCAGCGGCAGGAGGAGGAGGAGGAGGAGGCGGCCGGUGCCCAGCCCUGCCCGCCCGCCGGCCCCGGGCUGAAGUUCGGGCUGCUGCCGCCCGAGCUGCACGCCCGGCUGCUGGACCAGGAGGACUACAGGAGUCGGACGCAGGCCGUGGAGGAGCUGAAGAGGGUGGUCGGAGGUGCCAGCCAGGCUGCCGUCACCUCCGCGCCCGCCUCCAGCCUCCUGGGGCUCCUCAGCCUCCUCUGCACCCUCCUGGACGACUCCAACUUCAAGGUGGUGCUCGGGGCGCUGGAGGUGAUCCACCUGCUGGCCCUGCGCCUGGGUGACCACGUCCAGGGCUUCCUGACACCGCUGGUCUCUGCUGCCGCCAAGGUGCUGGGGGACAACAAGCUGGCCAUCCGGCAGGAGUACAGCCGGCUCUUCCUGCAGCUGAUGAAGGCCGCGGGGCCUCAGCAGGUGCUGGCCCUGCUGCUGCUGCAGCAGUUCCUGCGCCACAAGAACUCCAGGGUCCGCGAGGAGGUGGUCAACAUCUGCAUCGUGGCCCUCCUGACUUACCCCAGCGAGGAGAUGGACUUGGCCAAGCUGGCCUUCGGGCUGGCCCCAGCCCUGGUGGACAGCAAGCCCCGGGUCCGGCACGCGGCCAUGGAGGCGUUUGCUGCGCUGGCCUCUUCCAUGGGCCCGGGCAAAGCCCCCCUCCUCUUCAAGGCCCUGGACACCGUGGAGCUCGAGGACAACGGGGACGGGGUGAUGCAUGCCGUGCAGGCCAGGCUGGCCAGGAAGACCUUGCCACGGCUGGUCGACCAAGGGUUUGUAGAGUACGGUGUGCCCUUGCCAUCACCUGGUCACAGCAGGGGUUCCCGUUUCCCCCCCGGGGCAGACACAGACUGGCUGCUGAUGGGCAGCAGGACUCGGAGCGCACACAGUUACCUCGGGUGUCCCCCGAGGGAUGAUGAUGCUCUGCAGAGCUCCAGCUCACACGGAGCCUGUGCAGAGCAAGGACUGAGUCCAAGGAGAGUCUUGAGUGCGGGUAAAGGAAAAAAACUGCCUUGGGAAAACGAGGAUGCUGGGGAGAGGGAAGGUGGUUCAGAAGACAAGAUGCCUUUCACAAGGGGUGUGGAGCAGUUCUCUACAUCCAAUGAUUUUCUUCACUCUCCAAAGUUAAGGCCCUCUCAAGGCAUACCAGUCAGUGAUGAGUUAUUUUUUAGUAGAAAAAGAGCUUCAAGAAGUUUAUUUCAGAAUAGUAUAGAUUUUAACUCUGAGCGUUCUUCUGUUUGCGCUGGUGCUAUGGGCUCUCAUCAGCCACAGAUUUCAGGGAAAUGUGGAGCACUUGGAUACACACAGCCCCGUGGGAAGAGUGAUAGUGUGGACUCUGAUUUGCAAGGCUUAAGAUUAAAUACCAGUCAGCAAGACAAAGUUAGUGCCAACCUGAAUUUUUCCAGCAAGAUCCAGAAAAGUUCUUGCAACCAAGCAGAGUCCUCCCAAGGUCCUCAUGCAGGCCAGGGCACCUUCAUUCUGCCAUCUUACCCCUUGUCAUCGCCCAGGAGCAGCCCCAAGCACCUCUCCUCUCCAUCUGCCUCUCCAAAGAAACCACAGGAGAAUACCACGAACUUGUCAAACUCCUGGCCUCUGAAAAGCUUUGAAGGACUGCCUAAUCCCAGCUCGCAGACGCAGCUUCUCAGUCUAAAAGCAGGGGAGAGUUUGCAGGAGAAACACUCUCCUCUGCAGCUGAAGCCCACCUUGGUGAAGCCCCCAGCCUCCCGCAGGGCCCUGAGCGGGGCCCGGCCCGUGCCCCCCAUCCCGCGCCUCCCCAGCCCCCUGCCCGACAAGAUGGAGCUCAGUGCGACCAGGUGGAGGAGUCAGGAGGGUGAGGACCUGUGGCUGGAGGAGGUGGAUAAGAACCUUGCAGAGCUAAAUGUUGAUGAUGAGGAAGAGGACCAAGAAGAGAUGCAGAAUUCCCUCAGAUCUCUGCGGAACAGUGCAGCUAAGAAGAGGGCAAAGCUGAGCAGCAACAUUUUGGAUCUUGGAAGUCCCGAUUCUGCUCUUAAAGUGGAUUUUUCUGGGGACUCCCCCUCCCACGCUUCCCCCCGCAGCCUGGGCUGCUGCAGUGAGAGUGGAGUGUACAGCCAGGAGCCUCUGCCUUCCCCUGUGCCCACAGUCCCCCGGAGAAGGAGAAUAAUGUCCGACACCUUUCCACUACUUGGCAGGAAACCACAGCCUGGGAGAGCAUCUUCAGCGAGAAGCAGAGCCCCAGACAUGGGAGAACACAACUUCAGCACAGGUCUUGCAGAGUCAACACCUCAUUUUCCACAGAUGAACAGUCUAGAUUUCCUUUCACCAGGUGUCCUGCCUGAAGAUGCAGCUGUAACUGUUGGUAAAGGUGUAUUGGGAAGUCUUCCUCCUGCAGGACCAUCCAUAACGUGUGUGGCCAACGGAGAUGACCAAGCUGUGAGAAAGGACACUGAGCCAUCAUCAGGGAGGAGCACCCAGCACAGCAGUGUGUCUCAUUUCCAUGUUGAAAAUGAGGGAGAGAUGAAAAUUCCCAUGUCAAAAUGUGCCCAGGAUAAGGUGAGAAGGAAGAAAAAGGAAGAACACAAUCAUAAAGAACAUCAGGAAGUCAGAGACCUCGAAGAAAAGGAGGAGAACCUUUGGGAGAGACUGAAGCUGAAUGAACUAGAGAAAAUGACAACAGAAAAAAACAUGGCCCUGAAUCCUUCAUUAAAAAGAACCUCCAGUUUGAAGAAGGCAAGAUGUUCAGCCUUGCUGGAUUCUGAUGAUGUUCCCUUUGGGACACAGAGACGCUGUAAGGACUGGACCUCAUCAGUCACUCGCAGCCCAGAGAUCCUGGACCCAUCAGAGCUGCAGCCCUUUGCAAAGCCAGAGACAGCCCUGGAAGAGGCCUUGCUGCUUGUAGCUGAUGAUGACUGGGAGAAGAAAAUUCAAGGUCUGAACUCUGUGAGAUCUUUGUCUGCCUCCCAUGCAGCUGUCCUGACUGCAAACCUGCAUGAAACCUGUUUGGCUGUGGCACAGGAGGUCAAGAAUUUACGCUCAGGUGUUUCUCGAGCUGCUGUGGUCUGUUUAGGGGAUUUGUUCACCUACCUGAAAAAGAGCAUGGAUCAAGAACUAGAUAAUACAGUAAAAGUCCUUUUGCACAAAGCUGGUGAAUCCAACACAUUUAUAAGGGAAGAGGUAGACAAAGCACUGAACGCUAUGGUUAAUAAUGUGACUCCAGCACGUGCACUUUGUUCUCUUAUAAAUGGAGGGCAAAGCCACCUGCACUGGGCCGUGAGGAGAUGUGCAGCCCAGCACCUCUCGGACGUGGUGGAGCGGCUGGGAGCCAGGCGCCUGCUGUCGGGAGCCAGGGCGGUGGUGGAUCGGCUGCUGCCGGCCGUGGCCAGAUUUACACAGGACAGCUCACAGCAAACCAGGUUUUACGGCCGGAAGAUGCUCUUCAGUAUGAUGGCUCAUCCUGAUUUUGAUAGAACACUUGAAAAGUAUGUGCCAACCAAGGAUUUGCUCUGCAUUAAGGAGUGUGUCAGCAAUCUGCGUGACAAGGGUUUGGGGGAGAUGCCAUUAGAUACAUCCUCAGCAAAAGGAAGACGUUCCUAUACUGGUAGUGUUGGACGUUCAAGGUCAUCAUCUAUUUCCAGAGAUGUUCUCAACAUCACUGAGAGAGAGUCAGCAGAGCCCCAUGAAGUCACAAGAAAAGCAGUUCCUCGUAAUGCACUGGAAAUGGAAGAGUAUGCUAAAGACAUCAUAGAUUCACUGAACGCAAAGGACUUCCGACACCGGAUGAGUGGCAUUAAGCGGCUCUUAUCAGACACAGAGAACAAUCAAGGCUUUGUUGUUGCAAAUCUUGUGAAGAUCUUCGACGCCUUCAAGUUGCGCUUGCACGACUCCAACAGCAAAGUCAGUCAGGUUGCCUUGGAGAGCAUGCACAAGAUGAUCCCCUUGCUGAAGGACAAUUUGUCACCUGUGAUCAACGUGUUAAUUCCUGCCAUCGUAGACAACAACCUGAACUCCAAAAAUCCAGGGAUUUAUGCAGCUGCCACAAAUGUUAUUCAGGCUCUAUGUCAACACAUAGACAACUCUCUGCUCCUCCAGCCAUUCUGCACAAAAGCCCAGUUUCUGAAUGGAAAAGCAAAACAAGACCUGACGGAAAAGCUUGCUGACCUUGUUACGGAGCUGUACCCCCGGAAGCCUCACGCUGUGGAGCAGAAGGUGCUGGCUGUCCUUUGGCACCUGCUGGGCAGCCUGACGAGCGGCGGCUCCUUGCCUGGAGCCGGCGGGAACAUGCGGGCAGCCACAGCCAAGCUUUCCAGAGCGCUUUUUGCACAGAUGGGGCAGAGCCUCUUCACUCACGCUGCCUCCCAGCCGCCACACGUCAGGAAGAGUUUGGAGGAGUUUCUGGAGACGGCAGCCUGAAGCAAGAAGUCAGCCUGAAGCAAGAAGUCAGCCUGAAGCACAAAGUCAGCCUGCGUGUGUGGGACCGGUGCGGCGGCCGGGCUGGGACAGAGGGAGAGCUGUGGGCACGGGGACACCGGGAGCAGCCCAGCGGCGGGUGGCAGCGCCCGUGGGGAUGAGGGACGGUCCCUCCCACUCGCCUGCACUUGGAAUCCUCAAGCACACGGGGCGGGAAGGGACCUGUACGGGUUAUCUCUUCCAGCCCCGCUGCCACCCGCAGGGACACCUCCAGCCGCAGCCGGUGGCUCCGCGCCCCGCAGGCCUGACCCCCGUCCUGGGCCGGGGUCUCCAGGGCCGGGGUCUCCAGGGCCGGGGUCUCCAGGGCCUGUCCGGACACCCCGCUCCAGGGACCCUCACCUUCCCCUGCGGGCACAGCCCCCCGCCGGCCGUGGUGGAAAAACGCAUCGCAGAGCCACGUUCCCACUUGUUUCAGGGCUCAGCUCGGACCGCGGCAGGCGGAAGAAAAACCCCAGAACUUAACCCUACGCGUCUUCUCGCUUGUAUCUGUGAAAACAACCUAUUUUUUUUUUAACCCGCAGCGGCGCAGUUACGACCUCGCCGUGAGGUCCCGGGAGACCAGCCCCAGCCGUUCCCCGGGCCCCCCGCCCCUCGCGCUGUACCGGGCCCCGCCGCCAAUAAAGGAUGGAUCUCGGUA